Messenger RNA from Bipolaris sorokiniana ND90Pr, 1476 nucleotides. RefSeq lists its product as uncharacterized. The transcript has 2 exons. Bases 160 to 1476 code for a protein of 438 amino acids. Gene Ontology annotation, molecular function: hydrolase activity, acting on carbon-nitrogen (but not peptide) bonds. NCBI's taxonomy places the organism in Eukaryota, Fungi, Ascomycota, Dothideomycetes, Pleosporales, Pleosporaceae. The record is from RefSeq and is a predicted model, not a curated record.
UCACGUGCCCACGCUUUCCUUCAUUUAUGACCUUCCUGUCCUAGCUCAACAGCAAACGUCCUCGUCAGCUCUCGCUCUAGCCAAUAUAAAUAACCACCUUCUUCUCUCCUUCCUUCUCAGAUACACACUCUUUCUUCUCCAAAGCCCAAAGACGCCCUCAUGCCACUCAAUUCUCCACCCGUAUACACCAUCGACCUCUCCCUGCCUCUACGCUCACGCUACAAAGCCGUUGCAAGAAACUAUGUCCCCACUCUGCACCAGCUAACCAGCCUCUAUACUGAAGUAGUUGCACACCUCAAACUGCCUCCUUUUUUCUUCCAUUUCCUCGGCCGCUUACUGCUCCACCGCCUCACUAGCAAUGAGCAAACCGAAGAGUUACGCGGAAUCAGCGAAGAAUGCGAUGUACCCAUGUACCUGCUGGUCGCCUAUAAUGUAUUCCUAGACUUGCUUCUAGGCUGUACGAGUGGCGGCAUGCUAGCCAAGAAACCUGAACAAGAGGAAGGAGGAGAAGGUGAAGAAGAGGUGACAAUGAUGCACUUCCGCACACUAGACUGGUCCAUGCCCGGAGAAGUUAUAGCGCGGACAGUAGGCUACGUAGGCUUCGUCGGUGUCCUAACAGGCGUACGCAAAGGCCUCAGCGUAUCGCUCAACUUUCGUCCUUACCACUAUGCAUCAGGCCUAUCCCUCGAGAACGCAAGAUACUACUGGAACACACUGCUCGUCCUACUAGGCCGACGCCAAAGCAUAAAAACCGUAAUCCGCGACUUCCUACUCCCUAGACCCAUAGAAACAUCACGGGUCCGCAGAAAACUUUCCAAAAAACGAGGACGAAACGACCGAAAACAACAUGAAGAAGACGAAGAAAGGAAAGAACUCGUACCACCACAACUCCCACCCCAUCACCCAGACGCAAUAACCUCCCUCCUCCCCAUCCUGCGCACCCCAGUUGCCUAUCUAAUAUUCUGCACCCCAACCGAAACCCUCGUUCUAGAAAAAGACUUCCGAACCGCAAAUAUCCUCCGCUCCCCAACCUUCCUCACAACAACAAACCACGACAUCGCCCUCGAACCCGCUUCUCCCUCCCAACCUUCCACUACCUCGCCCCUUCAACCCCGCAUCCACGCUUUCCUACAGACAAGCAUUUUCCUGCAAGCAAGCACACAGGAUAUCCUGGACGACAGUAUCUACCGUAAAGAGUGCCUGACGCUGGCGUGGCAGGCGUGGUGGCGGCGCCAGGAAGAGGAGCGCGGGGAAGAGCAGUCGGAAAUGGGAGUCACGUUAAGUACGUUGGAGAGGUGGGUGGAGAGGUGGCCGGUGAGUAAUGCGACCACGCAUUUUGUGUGUAUUAUGGAUCCCGAGGAGGGAGUGUUUAGGUGGGUUAGGAAGUUUGAAGCGGGGGAGAUUGUGGAGCCGGUUGCUAUGGGGGGCGGGGAGGGGAGAAUCUCAGUAGAUAGCGUGGAGGAAGGGGAUGUCUGA